Labrus mixtus (cuckoo wrasse) is the source of this 6086-nucleotide messenger RNA. RefSeq names its product protein diaphanous homolog 1-like. Gene Ontology annotation, molecular function: actin binding; small GTPase binding; microtubule binding. The transcript has 27 exons. Gene Ontology annotation, cellular component: actin filament; cytoplasm. Bases 727 to 4362 code for a protein of 1211 amino acids. The record is from RefSeq and is a predicted model, not a curated record. NCBI's taxonomy places the organism in Eukaryota, Metazoa, Chordata, Actinopteri, Labriformes, Labridae. Gene Ontology annotation, biological process: actin cytoskeleton organization; actin filament polymerization.
CUAGCUCUGUCCGCACUGUCAGUAGAACAGGAAGACUCCUCUACCCCCGCUAUAGACCGAGCUUUCUCUGCUGUCACUCAGGGGUUAAAAAGUUUACUAAACUCGUAAGAAUCAUGGAAACUAAUUUGAGAGAACACGUAGGUCAUAGUAACCCGUAACACCAACUCGUCAACCGUGUUGUCGCCGAAAACUACAUGUGGAAGUGGGGACGGCGAACUUUUUUCUCUUCUCGGGACUAUACAAACUAUAGCCUGACAAGUUAGCCUAGCUGAGCUAACCUUAGCACAGUUCGUAUCUUUUACUUUUAGGACUUAUAACCUAAUUCACAUUGAUAAAUCUUCGAUUCUUGUGACUCGUGGGUACUAAAAGACAAAAGUCCAAAUUGGCAUUUUCCUUAAAAGCAACAGGUUGUUUUUGAACUUUUCGUCGUGAGGACGUACGGUUGUGCUUUGAAUUUCCCUCCUUCAGUCAUAACAGACAGGCGGCUUAGCGAGGGGUUCGCUCCCUGUUGGCUGUCUACCAAAUCAUUAGCAACACUGUGCUAAUUGUGGCUAGUUAGCCACAGCAGUAGCGCAGGCCCAAGGGAAUUAACUGUUGUUACUUUCGCAAGCUCAGGAAAACGCCGUCCGAGUACUGCAGCUUUGUUUUACGUUUAAGUCCGGGGACUUUACCGCCGCACAGGUUUAGUUUGACACGCUGUUCGAGGAGACGGAUUAGUUUACAACUAUGGAUCCCCACACAGGGAACUCUGCUUCAGCUGCUGGUCCGAAGAAGGACAAGAAAGCGAAGAAGAACUAUGAGGAUGGAGAUGGGAAAAAGAAAUUUAAACUCAAACGGCUGAUUCCUGAAGAGUUGGAGCGUUUCACCAGCAUGAGGAUGAAGAAGGACAAGGAGAAGCCCGGCCAUAUGCAGGGUCAGCGCCACUCCUCAGCUGCCAGCUAUGAGAUCAGUGGACAGAGUGCGAUGCUGCCCGAUCACUCUGAUGAAUACGUCCUGGAACUCUUCGAACAGAUGCUGGUGGAUAUGAACCUGAAUGGGGAGAAGCAGCAGCCUCUGAGGGAAAAGGACAUAAUGAUCAAACGAGAGAUGGUGUCUCAGUACCUCCACACGUCAAAGGCUGGCCAAGACCAGAAGGAGAGCUCCAAAUCAGCCAUGAUGUACAUCCAGGAGUUGAGGUCAGACUACAGAGACACACAGCUGCUGAGCUGUCUGGAAUCUCUGCGUGUCUCUCUAAACAACAACCCUGUCAGUUGGGUGCAGAACUUUGGCGAUGAGGGGCUGGCCCUGCUGCUCAAUCGGCUUAGAAGACUACAGGAGGACAAAGACGAGUACCCAAUGACGGGAGUAAAAUGUCAACACGAGAUCAUUCGCUGCCUAAAAGCCUUUAUGAACAACAAGUAUGGUCUAAAAUCCAUGCUGGAGUGCGAUGAGGGAAUUCCUCUGCUGGUCAGAGCCAUUAACCCAAGGCUGCCCCAUAUGAUGGUGGAUGCUGUCAAGCUGCUCUCUGCCAUCUCAAUUCUGGAACAUCCAGAGAACCUUCAUGAGCGUGUUUUGGAGGCCAUAACAGAGGAGGCAGAGAAACGAGAUAUUGAGAGGUUUCAGCCUCUCCUUACUGGCAUGAACAAUCACAACAUUGCUCUUAAGGGUGGCUGCAUGCAGCUGAUCAAUGCCUUGAUAAGCCGAGGAGAGGAGUUGGAUUUCAGGAUCCAUAUUCGUUCUGAACUACUAAGAUUGGGACUCAGGGACCAGUUGAGGGAGGUGCGAGUGAUAGAAAACGAAGAGCUGAGGGUGCAACUCACGGUGUUUGAUGAGCAGGCUGAAGAUGACUCUGAGGACCUCAAAGCGCGUCUUGAUGACAUCCGGAUUGAAAUGGAUGAUGUGAGGGAAGUGUUUGACAUCUUAGCCAACACCGUGAAGGACUCGAAGGCCGAGACCCACUUCCUGUCUGUGAUGCAGCACCUGCUCCUGAUCCGGAAUGAUUAUUUGGCCAGGCCUCAGUACUACAAACUGAUAGACGAGUGCAUUGCUCAGAUUGUGCUUCACAGGAAUGGAGCAGACCCUGACUUCAAGUGCCGUAACCUCAGCCUCAACAUUGAAGGCUUGAUAGACAACAUGGUGGACCAGACUAAGGUGGAAACAAGCCAGGCGAAGGCAAACGAGCUGGAGAAAAAGUUGGAUGCGGAGCUGACAGCACGCCACGAGUUGCAGGUGGAGCUAAAGAAACUGGAGGGUGACUAUGAGCACAAGCUGCAGGACAUGAGCCAAGAGAAGGAACAGCUGGCAACUUCUAAGCUGGAACGAGAAAAGGAGAACCAGGGACUACAACAACAGCUAAGCACUCUGCAACAGCAGAUUGAAAAGCUUUCUACAGAUCUGGAAGAGGCCAAGACUAAAGUUGUUACAGUCACUGUCCCUGUGCCUACAUCUGGUUUUCCCCCUCCACCCCCUGCCCCUCCUCUCCCUGGUCAGAAUGCGGGUAUGCCACCUCCACCCCCACCCCCUCCCCUCCCAGGCCAGACGGGCAUGCCUAUCCCCCCACCCGCUCCUCCUUUACCGGGUCAUGCCGGUAUUCCUCCACCUCCUCCUCCACCUCCUUUGCCAGGUAUGCCAGGACCUCCACCUCCGCCACCCCUACCUGGCAUGCCAAUACCGCCACCGCCUCCACCCUUACCUGGAAUGGGACCUCCACCACCACCGCCUCUACCUGGGGCUCCUGGUAUUCCUCCUCCGCCGCCAGCCCCAGGCAUGCCUCCACCCCCACCAUUUGGCAUGGGGGGCUGGGGUGCCCCUGCUCCACCUCCACUGCCUUUCGGGCUCCAGGCUAAGAAGGAGUACAAGCCAGAGGUCCAGCUGAAGAGAGCCAACUGGAGAAAGAUCGGACCUGAGGACCUCUCAGAGAACAGUUUCUGGACCAAGGCAAAAGAGGACAAAUUUGAAAACAAUGAGCUUUUUGCCAAACUCACAUUGGCCUUCUCCUCUCAGACUAAGAGUGAGUUUUGGAAGGACCAGGAUGGUGCGGAUGACAAGAAGCUGGUGCAGAAGAAGAAAGUGAAGGAGCUUAAGGUUAUUGACUCCAAAAGUUCACAGAACCUGUCCAUUUUCCUCGGAUCGUUUCGUCUCCCUUACGAAGAGAUCAAGAACGCCCUCUUGGAGGUUAAUGAGAAGAUCCUAACAGAGUCAAUGGUUCAGAACCUGAUCAAACAGCUGCCAGCACCAGAGCAGCUGAGUGUCCUGGGAGAGAUGAAGGACGAAUAUGAGGAUCUGGCUGAGGCUGAGCAGUUUGGAGUAGUGAUGUCCAGCGUGAAGAAGUUGAUGCCACGGCUUCAGGCCAUCUCGUUUAAGCUGCAGUUUGAGGAGCAGCUGAACAACAUCAAGCCAGAUAUAGUGUCCGUGACAGCAGCCUGUGAAGAGCUCAGGAAGAGCCAGACCUUCUCUAAGCUGCUAGAGAUCAUCCUGCUUGUAGGGAACUACAUGAAUUCAGGCUCCCGCAAUGGAAAGGCGUUCGGCUUCUCGAUAUCGUACCUAUGCAAGCUGCGUGACACCAAAUCAGCUGAUCUGAAGCAGACACUGCUCCAUUUCCUCGCUGAUGUGUGCCAGGAACAGUAUCCUGAUGUCAUGGGCUUUGCAGACGAGCUCAUCCAUGUGGAAAAAGCCAGCAGAGUUUCUGCAGAGACACUUCAGAAGAACCUGGAGAUGAUGGGCCGUCAGAUGAAGAGCCUGGAAAAAGAUUUGGAAACAUUUCCUCCUCCACAAAGUGACAAGGACCUGUUUGUGGAGAAGAUGUCCAGUUUUGUUGGGAGCGCCAGUGAACAGUAUGAGAAGCUGGAUCUGCUGCAUAAAAAUAUGGACAAGCAAUUUAAUGACCUGGGAGAAUACUAUGUCUUUGACCCGAAAAAAAUCUCUGUGGAGGAGUUCUUUGGCGACCUCAACACCUUUAAAAAUAUGUUCCAGCAAGCAGUGAAGGAGAAUCAGAAGAGGAAGGAGGCUGAAGAGAAGAUCAAGAGGGCCAAGCUCGCCAGGGAAAAGGAAGAGAAGCAAAAGGAGGAGAAACUCAAGAAGAACCAGCUGCUUGACAUCAAUGCAGAGGGUGAUGAAACUGGUAUCAUGGAUGGCCUGUUGGAGGCGCUGCAGUCGGGCGCUGCUUUCAGAAGGAAGAGAGGACCUCGACAAGCAGCCAACCACCGACGAGCUGGUCAUGCAGUGACCAACAUUCUGGCCAAAGAGCUGAUGCAGGAAGAGUCACCCCAAUCCAGCAAGGUGCCCGCCAAGAAGAAGAAGACAGAGGAAAGGGAGGAGCCUAAACUAGAAGGAGCAGAGUCAUUAGAGGAGUUACUUGAGACUGCUCCUACGCGGUCCAAUUAAGUUUUUAUUUUUUCUACUCAGAGUCGGUGAUAUCACAACUCGGAUGUAUUCUGUAGUCAUUCCAAUGGACAUUAUCAAUCUGAGAGUAUCCUCCUGCAAAAAGGUCCUUGUUUCUUUGAUGCUUGUCUUGGCAGGACCUUCUUUCAGUCUAGCGGUGAUGGUGUCUUCUAGGACCACAGGAAGUGGUGGAGGAUCUCACCACAGCCUUAAACCCCUGGUUGUCCUUGUCUCGUCAAUCUCUCGAUCUUUGCCAGUUUCAUAAAGAUUGAAUUCCUUUCUUCAGCAUGUGCACAUAUCUGUUAUUGUCUUUCUCUUUGUAAAUUUGUGACUUGUGUCACCUGUCAUUCAUAAAGGGCAUCUUUAGCAAUUCCAAAGAUUAAUUCAGGAGGCAGCCACACUUGUUUGCGUUCAUUUCCCACAUGUAGACUCAGUGUCCUAAAUUUGGCACAUCCUGCAGGUGCUGCAGAGUUUUCUCUGGAUGUUCCGGCCAAGCCCACUGAACAGUUUUUCAUAUCGUUUUUUUAACCUACAAAUCGUAUUAUUUUGUACGAUAUGCUGUAUGUUUAUGUUGCUGUUUGUAAAUGUGAAUAUUUUUUCUGCGUCAUUGAAAAAGUGCCAACUAUUAGAAAUCCAGUCUUGUCCUUUCGCGCACAUAUUUGUCCAGUCACAGUUUGCACUGGAACGAUGUGUGGACCAGUCUUACCAGUCAACACUUGGGUGUUCAUUUGAUAAUUUUUUUAUGUGAGAAGGGAUUGUUUUCACUGGUGUGCAUGCUUAUGAUUCUAUAAAAAGGGGGGUGUUUUACACAAACUUGUCAAAGCUAUCUUACCACACAUGCCCACAACAGUUACAGUAUAUGGAGAAAACCUGCUAAUACAUAUGAGCAUCCCCAUGAACCAGAAGAAGUGAGAGUAAGAUGGAGGGAGGAGGUUCUUCUGCAGUUGAACACGUCAGUUAAACCAAAAAGAAAAGCUUCUUAAAAGGGUGUUUCCACACAAAACCUAGCCUGAGCAGUUCACAUGCCUGUGUUCACGUGCAUGAGAAUAUCUGAGUGUGUGAAGUAAGCUGCCUAUAUUUAGUCUUUGUAUGUGCGCUGCACUUCCUGCAUGUGUGUGUGUUAGUUCAUGUAGGUCUGAGUGUGUGCGUGCGUGAUGCCAUCUGUAAUUACUGAACGGUACCGACCAUGCUGUCAUAAAUGCUAGGUUUCAUAAACAGUUUUGUGGUAUUUCUGCUGAGGAUAAAGCACACUGGAAAACUGCCCCCAAACUGCUGAGACAAGUACAUAUGUGUGUUCAGUUGUCUGUGUUUUUGUGUGUUUGUGUGUGUUGUUCGCCCACUUUCCCUCCCACUGAACUGCAACAGUAGUUGCUGAAUGUCUGGCCUUGCUCUUAUUUGUAUUCAGAAGCCAUCAGUAGACAUGUUGCCAUGAUGUUGCGGUGUAAUGUCUGACAGGAAUCCUGCGAGAUGAUGUCAGCUGCUCCAUGCAAUAUUUAUUCCUAUGCAAACACAAUACUGUAGCCAGCCUCAGGAUGUAAAAGUGUAAACCUCAGUGCUCUUAAUGAACACGCUGAUUCUAGAUCAGUGCUUCUUACUUCUGGCGAUUGAGGAAAAUGUGGAUCUAAAAUGUCCACAUUUCAGGAUUCACUGACUUUUGUUAACAACGGUAGCAUCUAUAUGAAGUCACUUAUAAAAUGUAAAUGUCUUUUGAGCUGCAGAUACGGCAA